Plasmodium inui San Antonio 1 is the source of this 2613-nucleotide messenger RNA. RefSeq lists its product as hypothetical. Gene Ontology annotation, molecular function: dynein heavy chain binding. Bases 1 to 2613 code for a protein of 870 amino acids. The transcript has a single exon. Gene Ontology annotation, biological process: microtubule cytoskeleton organization; microtubule-based movement. The record is from RefSeq and is a predicted model, not a curated record. Lineage: Eukaryota; Apicomplexa; Aconoidasida; Haemosporida; Plasmodiidae. Gene Ontology annotation, cellular component: centrosome; cytoplasmic dynein complex.
AUGAACCGCGAAAAUAAGAACUCUUCUAACACAUCAAUGAGCAUUUUGAAAAAAAGCAACACAGCUAAGGCGGGGGGACUAAAGGCCAACGCGAAAUUUAGGGACACUUAUAAGGAGAAAUGGAGUGCAAAGAGCGCAAAGGACAAUGGCAUCACCUCCAGAAAGAGCAGGGUUAAUCUUAUGAAGGUUGCAGCAAGUGGGAAAGUGAAUGAAGAAGAAAGUGGAGUGGUAUUAAAGAAGAAAAUGGACGAUGACAAGAAAAAAAUGGAAAAAAAUGGUGUCAAUGGGAAGUAUAACCCAGGGAAGGAAAAAAGCUACAGGAAGGUAUAUGAUGAGAAGAAAAAUGUUGAGGAUGAGCAAGGGGCAGGCAGUAGUGAACUUAGUGGAGAGGAGGAAAAGAGUAAAGCGGCAAAUAACGACGGAGAACAAAAAGACACUCGGGAAAUUAGCGUGACAAGGCGCUUAUCGAAAUUUAGCCAAGCUGCGCGAAAUGAGGGAGUAUCCCCAGAAAUGGGUAACAUGGCAGUUGGAAAGAAACAAGCUGGGAAGGAAGCGUUCGAAGGUGAGGAUGAAGCUGCAGCGGAAAAUGAAGACGCAGACGAAAAUGAGGAUGAAAGUGCAGCAAAAAAUGAAGACGCAGACGAAAAUGAGGAUGAAAGUGCACCAAAAAAUGAAGACGCAGACGAAAAUGAGGAUGAAAGUGCACCAAAAAAUGAAGACGCAGACGAAAAUGAGGAUGAAAGUGCACCAAAAAAUGAAGACGCAGACGAAAAUGAGGAUGAAAGUGCACCAAAAAAUGAAGACGCAGACGAAGGUCCGUGUCCGUUGAGCCAUAAAUUUUCGGAGCAACUGACAGAGGGAUAUCAACAGAAUGGCAACAGGGGAGUGGACGAGGAUGCACUUAAUAAUGGGGAAACAGACGAAAGUGGCAGCGAAAACUCCAAUUUGGAAAUCUCAUACGAUGCCGAUGCGGCUUCUGCCGUUUCUGUGGUUGCUUCGGUUGAUUCGGUAGAUGCUGUAGAGGAGAGCCAGGCGGACAAAGGGGAGCACAAAGACGAGGAUGUGGGGCAGGAGAAAAAAAGCAUAUACCAAAAUAUCCUAAAAAAAUUAAACAUGCAGGAAAACGAAGAGCUAGAGAGUAGCCAUAUCAUAAUCCUCGGCAAUAAGGACGUGGGGAAGUCCUCCUUAGUGAAAUCGCUACAAGAAAUUUCACUGCAAGGAGAUAAAAACGAUGGAGAAGUGUUAUACCAAAAUGGGGGUGGAGUUCUUCCACUAGAUUAUGCAUGUUUAAGUGUAAAAAAUUUAGAAGAAAAUAAAAAAUCAAAUGAAGUGAAAGGGAGUAGCCACGUGUGGAUCCUGCAGCACUCUUCAUAUGUGAGUUCAUUAAUUAAAAAUUUAAAAAAAUUUAGCGAUAUCAAGAAGGUAGUUAUUCUCAUAUGCACAGAUUUGUACAAGCCUUACAACAUCAUGUCUGACAUAAAUCAAUGGAUCGAUAUGUUGUAUGUGAUCUUUGAACACCUGCAUUCUGACUACAAUAUUGAGGUGCUCCGUGAGCUGAAGGAGAGCUUGCAGAGUUAUGUGUAUAACUAUAAAAGAGACGCAUUUGAGAAGAAAAAGCAGGGGAGAAAAUGCCAAGUUGGAGUAAACCCACGAAAUGGCACCAUUGUCGGGGAGUCACAACCCCUUAUGGAAGACUUAACCGCUGAGGGCCAAGUGCAACUACGCACAAGCAGUGCCAACAGUGAGGGAAACAAAUUCAACGUAGAACGAGACGGACUGAUAAAAAUCAACAUGUCAUUCCCAAUACUCUUUGUCAUCUGCAAAUCGGACGGGUACGAAAUUUUAAACAAUCGAACAUACCAAGGGUAUAUCGAUGUCAUCAUUGCCUACCUGAGAAACCUAGCGGUGAAUUACCAAGCAGCUAUUAUUUUCUGCAACACAGCCAAUAACAAGGAAGCCAAAAAUGUGAAGCUCCUGUACAGGUAUAUAAUGCAUCGUAUUUAUAACUUCCCCUUUAGUGACAACGCCAUUUUGGACGACUACGAAAGGGUGUUUGUGCCAUCAGGCUAUGAUGACGAGGGGUUGAUAAACCAGUCCAUACAGAAUACCUUCGUGCAAAAUUUUAAUAAGCCCUAUGACUCCAUUAUCGUGAAGCCCAUAACAAAUAAAAGCAUAGUGGAGCAUAGCCAUAAUAUUGUGUCUGAUAGUUAUUUCAACGAUUUUUUGGCGAGCCUAGCCCCGCAGGUGGAGUCGAACGGGGCCAGCGGGGCCGAUAAGGAUGGCGAUGAUAAUAAUGGCGACGGUGGCGAGAACAUUUGUCAUGGUACUCGUGAUGGCGCUCGUGAUGACAUUCGCCAUGGUGCUCGAGAUAACAACGUUAAUUGCACUGACGCUGGGGUGGACAAAAUAAAAAUCGAUGUCACCCUGAACGAAGCGACCGCCCCUAUAAACAACGGAAGCAACAACCAGAAUAGCGCAAAUAAGGAACAAAAUGAUAAAUCUUUGCACAGCUUUUUUCAAAGCCUUUUAGCAAAGGGUAGAUCCAAGUCGCCCAGCGCGCCCAGCAUAACACCGCAUGCGUUGGACAAGAAGAAAAACGUGAAUCUGCAGUGA